Messenger RNA from Hypanus sabinus (Atlantic stingray), 1768 nucleotides. RefSeq names its product 5'-nucleotidase, cytosolic IIIA (gene nt5c3a). Gene Ontology annotation, molecular function: 5'-nucleotidase activity; magnesium ion binding. The record is from RefSeq and is a predicted model, not a curated record. The transcript has 11 exons. Gene Ontology annotation, cellular component: cytoplasm. Lineage: Eukaryota; Metazoa; Chordata; Chondrichthyes; Myliobatiformes; Dasyatidae. The coding region runs from base 375 to 1265 and encodes 296 amino acids.
GCGGGCGGCAGUGACGCGCCUGGGCGUGGUGGUGGGCUCUGUAGUGUGUGCAGCGAUCGGUGGCGCCCUGCUGACCCAGUACAUCUUCACCAUGAAGAAGAAAGCCGGCCGGAAGACUAAGAUCAUCGAGAUGGAUCACCAAUUAUAGGACUUCUCUAGACAUUUAUCAAUUUGCUGUUUCUGCCACAUUUUUCAAGCCAGUCAUUGUGUUCCAAGGUCAAGAAAAGUGUUACAUCAAUACAACUACAAACCUCCGUAAUUACAAAACCAGCUGAAUGCUUUAGAGAUUGCGAAAGAUCACCGUGCCGACGUAGAUCAGCUUCCUGCUUUUAGCUUUCUCCCCCUCCCCACCAGAGCACUGUACAGUAAGCAAGAUGGUGGAUAAAGAGAGUUUGCAGAUGUUAGAGAUGCCAGAGUUCCAGAAGAAAACAGUCCAUAUUCGGAAUCCUGAAAAGGUAGAGGAAAUCAUUUGUGGUCUCAUUAAAGGAGGUGCAUCAAAACUUCAGAUAAUCACGGAUUUUGAUAUGACGCUGAGCAAGUUUUUACAUAACGGAAAAAGAUGUUCAACCUGUCACAAUGUCAUUGACAACUGCAAGUUAAUCUCAGAGGAAUGUAGGAAGAAGUUGCUGCAGAUUAGAAACAAAUACUAUCCAAUUGAAGUUGAUCCCGGCAUUAGCACUGAGGAAAAAUACCCUUUCAUGGUGGAAUGGUGGACAAAAGCUCACACCUUAUUGGUUGAACAAGGAAUUCAGAAAGAGAAACUGGCUGCGGUGGUGAGGGAGUCGGAUGUGAUUCUGAGGGAUGGUUAUGAGUUGUUCUUCGACAAACUGAAUGAACACAGCAUUCCAGUGUUCAUUUUUUCAGCUGGUAUUGGUGAUGUGCUGGAAGAGGUGAUUUCUCAGGGCGGGGUCUUCCACUCCAAUGUGAAAGUAGUCUCCAACUUCAUGGAUUUUGAUGAGAAGGGAGUCCUGAAAGGCUUUAAAGGUGAACUCAUCCAUGUUUAUAAUAAACAUGAUGGAGCCUUGAGGAGCUCUGAGUACUUCAACAAACUAAAGGACAAUUGUAACAUCAUUCUUUUGGGAGAUUCGUUGGGUGACUUGAAUAUGGCAGAUGGCGUUCAAAAUAUUGAGAGUAUACUCAAGAUUGGAUUCUUGAAUGAUAAGGUGGAAGAAAGUUUAGAAAAGUACAUGGACUCCUAUGAUAUUGUACUGGUGGGCGACGAAACAUUGGAUCUAGUCAACGCUAUCCUUCAGAAGAUUCUGUGAAUGGAGGACUAAAGUUUCCAGGGAGUUCAGAGCUGAAAUACUCUUCUAACUUUUUGUUUCAUCGCUAAAACUAUUUAUUGAAAGUGCCCCUGUUCUUUAACACACUGAACUGAACAAUGUUUGUAUUUUUAAAAUCUCAGCAUGGCAAAUGAAUGUGUCCUCCAAUGAAUGAAGAGAAUUUUAGCAUUUCUUUAGUCAGUUAGCCACUCAUGGAAUCGGGUCAGUAUAAGCCUGCUUCAGAGAUUUAGACUACCUCCAGGCUUCUUGGUAUAUAUUCUUCUCUAGCAUUUGAAAAAGAUUACAUUGAUGAGUAUUGUGUGCUUGGCUUAUUGAACUCCAAAUUGACCAGGUGUAACUAUCACAAAUUAUUCUGUCUGUACGAUGAGUAUUAGACUUUUAAUUGUUUUCAAAACAUUUUGUAGCUGUAGAUAAUUCUGAGGAUACUUUGUUUAUUUGGCCAGACCGGUUUAUUAUUUUUAAACAAAUUAAACUAGUGAAAAGUA